AUGCCUACAUUAUGGCUCUCAGACAGCCAGAAAAUCGGCGUAGCCUUCUGCACAGGUGGCGGCUUCUUCCUCCUCUUCGGCCUAAUCCUGCUCUUCGACCGCGCCCUCCUCGCCAUGGGCGACAUCCUCUUCCUAAUCGGCAUAACCCUCCUUCUCGGGCCCAGUCGAACCUUCCUCUUCUUCGCGCGAAAACAGAAAUGGCGAGGGACCGCGGCCUUCUGGGCUGGGAUUGGGCUCAUUUUGGUGCGGUGGCCGUUCGUGGGGUUUGUCGUGCAGUGCUAUGGGAUGUUUAUAUUGUUUGGGGAGUUCUUCAAGACGAUUGCUGGGUUUGCAUAUAAUGUGCCGGUGGUGGGGCCUUAUCUUGCGAGGGCGUUGAGUGUGGCGGGUGAUAAGGCCGGGGCGGAGGAGAGGGCGCAUAAGGAUUUGCCGGUGUGA
Messenger RNA from Fulvia fulva, 435 nucleotides. RefSeq lists its product as uncharacterized. Gene Ontology annotation, cellular component: endoplasmic reticulum; COPII-coated ER to Golgi transport vesicle; Golgi membrane. Bases 1 to 435 code for a protein of 144 amino acids. Lineage: Eukaryota; Fungi; Ascomycota; Dothideomycetes; Mycosphaerellales; Mycosphaerellaceae. The transcript has 2 exons. The record is from RefSeq and is a predicted model, not a curated record. Gene Ontology annotation, biological process: retrograde transport, endosome to Golgi; endoplasmic reticulum to Golgi vesicle-mediated transport.